GAAGGAAAGCAGAGCACAGGAGAGAGGAGAGGGAAGGGGAGCUAAACCUAAACCCGAUCCGAUUAUUCAACAGCCACCCUCCCCCGACUCCAUUUCACCACACCUCUUCCCCCCCUCGCCCCCCUCUCCGACUCGACUAGGGCGCUCGCGCACGCCGCCGCCCCCCCUCCGCCGCCGCCGCCGACGACGACGACGACGACGGGCGGAAGGGAAAGAGGGAGAGCUCUCGAUCUCCGGCGCGGGCCGUGGGGGCGCACGCACGGCGCGCGUGGCGGCCUCCCCGGUCGGGGGUCAGAUCCGAGCUGAAUCGGGGAGAUUUCCCGGCCAGGAACGAAAACGACAAGUGCAACGAAGCUGUACUUGUUCAGGUGACAGGAUAAUGGCUGGCACUUUGACUGAGGACAAUGGUGCGGAUGCUAGAUCCUCAUCAACUGAAGAGAUGCCAAGUGAUCAACAGAGUCAUUCUGGGGAUUCUUUAGCUGAGUGGAGGUCGAGUGAGCAAGUUGAGAAUGGAACACCAUCCACUUCACCAGCGUACUCAGACACUGAUGAUGACGACUGUGGACCUAGGCCUUCUGAGCUAUAUGGGAAGUUUACAUGGAGAAUUGAUAAUUUCUCCCAAAUCAACAAGAGAGAGCUAAGAAGUAAUUCCUUUGAUGUUGGUGGAUUUAAGUGGUAUAUCUUAAUUUACCCACAAGGAUGUGAUGUCUGCAAUCACCUCUCACUCUUUCUUUGUGUUGCCAACCAUGAUAAGCUACUCCCAGGAUGGAGUCACUUUGCGCAAUUUACAAUAGCUGUAAUUAAUAGAGACCCUAAGAAAUCGAAGUAUUCUGAUACACUGCAUCGGUUUUGGAAGAAAGAGCAUGAUUGGGGGUGGAAAAAGUUUAUGGAGCUGUCAAAAUUACAUGAUGGCUUUAUUGUUGAGGAUGUUCUUACCAUCAAAGCCCAAGUUCAAGUUAUCAGGGAGAAGACAGACCGUCCAUUUCGUUGCCUUGAUGGGCAGUACCGAAGGGAACUAAUUAGGGUGUAUCUAUCAAAUGUGGAACAAAUUUGCCGGCGCUUUAUUGAUGAAAGAAGAAGCAAGCUUAGCAGGUUGAUUGAGGAUAAACUGGGGUGGUCCAGUUUCAAUGGAUUCUGGCUAGCAAUGGAUCCAAGUGUGCGUCGACACAUGACAAGGGAAAAGACUGAAACUAUAUUGAAAGUUCUAGUGAAACAAUUCUUUAUAGAGAAAGAAGUUACAUCAACCUUGGUAAUUGACUCACUAUAUAGCGGACUUAAGGCACUUGAAUACCAGAGCAAGAACAAAAAGGCGAUACCUAAACUAACAGAGACAGAUGCUCGGAGCACUCCAAUGGUACUUAUUGAUCAGGACAUGUUUGUUUUGGCUGAUGAUGUGAUACUUCUGCUUGAAAGAGCUGCAUUGGACACACUGCCACACCAACCAUUGCCUACAAAGGAUGAUAAAAGUUCACAAAACCGCACGAAGGAUGGCAACUCAGGUGAGGAGUUCAGCAAAGAUUCUAUUGAGCGUGAUGAUAGACGGCUUAUAGAGCUAGGCUGGAAGACAUUGGAGCUUUUUGCCUUGGCUCAUAUAUUCAGCCGAAUAGAAGUGGCACAUCAAGAGGCUGUGGCUUUGAAGCGCCAAGAGGAACUCAUUCGUGAAGAGGAAGCAGCUGGACUAGCUGAAAUUGAACUUAAGGCAAAGCGUAAUGCUGCUGAAAAGGAAAAACGUGCCAAGAAAAAACAGGCGAAACAGAAGAAAAAUAGUCGAAAAAGUAAUAAGGGGAAAAGUGGCAAGUCCGACAUCAAUAAGGAAAUACUUAUGGACAGCAGUCCUUCAGAUGAUAGAAUCCUGGAUGAUUUUUCUGGACAAACGGAAGAAAUGUCCUCAAAUGCUGACAACCCUGAAGAAGUUUCUGAUAUAUCUGACAGCAGAGACGAUAAUUCAGAUGUGCUUCAUGUUGAUAUUGAAGACCGUGAAUCUAGUCCUGUUAAUUGGGAGACAGAUGCAGAAACACAAGCUACUGUUCCUGGAAGUAGUGAGGUGCAAAAUGACCAUGCAGGGAAGAGGACCUCUACUGUGGAUGAUAGCUCAUCAACUUGUUCAUCAGACUCGGUCCCUUCAGCUACCGUGAACGGAUCAUAUACAGGAGGUGCCUGGACAAGCGUGAGAUCCUCAUCCAAUAGGGGAAACAACCGGAGGAAUAAGGAUACUGAAGCACGGGCAGGAUUUGCACAAGGUGGAUCAAGUUCAGCGCAUAAUGGUUUUAUAGGAUCUGGCAGCAAUGCCUCUAGCCACUCAAAGGAAAGACACGAACCUGAGGAUGAUAAAGUUGUCUUGCAGAGGAAGCAACAUGCACAACGGCACAUUGAUGUCAUUAGCCCCUCUAAGUCAAGAAUGGCGGAGUCUUCAUUUUCUUCUGUGAGCCCUGUUAAGAAGCAACCUAACAUGUCUCAUCAACCAAAAUUUUUGCUAGAAAGCACCAAUAGUUUGAAUCACCGUGCAAGCGAAGUUUCAGGCGCUGUGACUGCCACUACAACAGCAGGUGCCUCUUCAACCCCGGCAGCUCAGUUAGUUUCGAAUAAAGGACCUGUAUCCAGUGCUGCAACCCAGAAUGAGAAGCCAGUUCUAGUUACAAGUAGACCCCUGCAGGUUCUUUUACCAUCCAAAUCUGAAGCGCAGAAACAGGCUUCCGUAACUGGCAGUGCAAAUACUCAGGACAUUUCAGUAUCAAGGCCCUUGAGUGCCCCACAAGUCCCUGCGGCGAAACAAAGUGCACCAGUCACUUCAACAGCUCCGAAUGCACCUCUUCUUUCUCGUUCAAUGAGUGCUGUUGGGCGGUUGGGAAAUGAACCCUCUGCCAGUGCUCCUAGUUUCAUUCCCCGGUCACGAACAUAUCGCAAUGCCAUGAUGGAGAAAAGUUCUGGUGGUGGAAGCAGUUUCACACAUCAGCAAGGUUCGUCCGAGCAAGCAGUUACACCAUUGCAAUCGAUUUUUACAUCGCAACCUUCCAUUCCGUCAUCAGAGACCUUGUCUAGGAAAGAGGAAACAUCAUUGAGACCUGGGUUUACAUUUGGAACUGUAAAGCCCGAGUCACUGAACCCAUAUCAGGGCAGAGAAGAGACCUCACAACAAGCGAGCAGCAGCAGCAGCAGCAGUAGUGAUUGUAUGCCAUCGAAUUCGAACAUCAGAAGCGAGAUUGCGAAGCUCAAUUUGAAUGGAAGAUCACGAAGCAAGCAACUGUUGUCAGAAAUUUCUACCAGAUUUACUCCCUAUCAGCCACAAGGCUUGGUCGCUGAUGAGUUCCCACACCUAGACAUCAUCAACGACUUGUUGGAUGAGGAGCAGAGUGACAGGAGAAGGGUUCUUCAACCUGGUUUUGUUCAACAAUUCUCUAUGCCUAAUGGUGCCAGCACACCUGAGUAUGGUUUGUUUAGUGAGCCAUACCUGUUUGACCAGUCUGAGCAAUACUUUGACGAGGAGCCUCCAAGGUUUUAUAGUCCAUUGAGCAGUGCUCCUCGGAGGCUGAGGGACCGGAGCUAUUCACACUUUGAUCUCCCAUCAUACUCCAGCAGCAGCCAGUUUGAUGAUCUGAUGAUGAGUCAGUGGCCAUACAGCCGCACUGACAUCUCCAUGCCUAGUUUUGAGUCAGACACAAGUGGCUACCCUUAUCAGGCGCAGGAUUUCCCGAGUUCAGCUAAUAGAGCAAGCAGGUACCCAUCGUAUCGCCCUGCCAAUGGGCAUUGAGAGUUUUAAUGGUUGCAUUGAUAAUAAUGUGUGGUCGAGUCCAUGCUGUUCGCUUCUGAGCUGAGUGUAAUUGUAAUAGUUCCCCAUAGCAGUGAUAUAAAGAAUGGUUCCUCAGUUUCCUUGUUAAAUCAAUAGUUACAUCUUUUUCCCCCUUUUCUAUAGUUCAGUUUUGCCCAAUGGUAAUAAAUCUAAGUCGGUUAAAAUGAUCUGGCUAAUCUAGUCAAUGGUGUUCUGAAAUGUGUAUGAUGCAAGCAAAUGGUAGGUGUUUUUAAGCCAUGCCAGUGCUUCAGCUGAUGUUUCAUUGACUGGGAGUAUUUCUUGUUUCUUCCUCUGACGAGUAAAUUCUGGAAAUAGCCCAUGGACAUAAACUAAUUGUUUGCUGCACACUAUGAACUUUUGGAGGUAUAGUUGAUUAUUUCCAUGGA
Sorghum bicolor (sorghum) is the source of this 4173-nucleotide messenger RNA. Its product is annotated as MATH domain-containing protein At5g43560. NCBI's taxonomy places the organism in Eukaryota, Viridiplantae, Streptophyta, Magnoliopsida, Poales, Poaceae. The transcript is spliced from 13 exons. Gene Ontology annotation, molecular function: protein binding. The record is from RefSeq and is a predicted model, not a curated record. The coding region runs from base 380 to 3748 and encodes 1122 amino acids.